GCCCAGGGCCACUUCCGCUGCUACUGCUGCAGCAAAGUUUUCCCUUUACACCGCAUGCUGACCCGUCACCUGAAGUGCCACAGCGUGGUAAAGAAACAUGUCUGCAGGUUCUGCGGUAAAGGCUUCAACGACACGUUUGAUCUGAAGAGGCACAUGCGAACACAUACAGGCAUUCGCCCGUACAAGUGUGACCUGUGUGAGAAGGCAUUCACACAGCGAUGUUCCUUGGAGUCUCACCUGAAGAAGAUUCACAGUGUACACCAGAAUUAUGCCUACAGGGAACGGCGUUCCAAGAUUUUUGUAUGCGAGGACUGUGGUUUUACAUCCAGUCAAGGGGACGCAUUCUUCCUGCACAUCAGGGACCAUCACCCUAGCAGCCCUUUACUACGCAAGUACCUGCGGAAGCAAAGUGCAUCGUUCCAGAACAGAUUAAGCAUGUUGCUCUUUCCGCAUUUUGUCUAG
Molecule: messenger RNA, 462 nt
Organism: Carcharodon carcharias (great white shark)
Lineage: Eukaryota; Metazoa; Chordata; Chondrichthyes; Lamniformes; Lamnidae
Product: putative transcription factor Ovo-like 1
Exons: 2
Coding region: 55-462 (135 amino acids)
Biological process (GO): regulation of transcription by RNA polymerase II; epidermal cell differentiation
Cellular component (GO): nucleus
Molecular function (GO): DNA-binding transcription factor activity, RNA polymerase II-specific; RNA polymerase II cis-regulatory region sequence-specific DNA binding
Source: RefSeq, a predicted model, not a curated record